Messenger RNA from Jaculus jaculus (lesser Egyptian jerboa), 5531 nucleotides. RefSeq names its product Rho GTPase activating protein 28 (gene Arhgap28). Gene Ontology annotation, biological process: regulation of actin filament polymerization; regulation of small GTPase mediated signal transduction; negative regulation of stress fiber assembly. The transcript is spliced from 18 exons. NCBI's taxonomy places the organism in Eukaryota, Metazoa, Chordata, Mammalia, Rodentia, Dipodidae. The record is from RefSeq and is a predicted model, not a curated record. Gene Ontology annotation, cellular component: cytoplasm. The coding region runs from base 189 to 2231 and encodes 680 amino acids. Gene Ontology annotation, molecular function: GTPase activator activity.
CUGUGGAAGCUGGGGCAGCAGUCCGAGCAAGGUGGUCUGUUAGAUGCUGGCUGGAAAUGGCCUCCCUGCUUUCAGGCCAUGAGGACAGCCCAUGGCAGAGCUGUUCUGUUCUCCCUUAAGAGUGUCAUCUGUGAAACUUUCACCCUGUUUGAAGAAAGUCCAUUCCUCGCUGCCGAAGAAUUAACAGGAUGCUGUCCAAUGAAUCCUUGCAUCCUCCCGCGUUCAGCCGCUCUAACUCACAAGCCUCCGUAGACAGCGCCUCCGCGGAGGAGUUCUGGCAGGAAAUUGAAAGCAUUAAAGAGAACAGCGUGGGAGCGCAGGAAGAGCGGCCGCCUGUUCCCACUGAGGUCAAGCCGUUGGAUGAGGGAGAACUUGAAGCAGAGUGGCUACAAGACGUAGGCUUGUCAACUCUGAUCUCCGGGGAUGAGGAGGAAGACGGCAAAGCGUUGCUGUCCACUUUGACGCGCACCCAGGCUGCGGCAGUGAAGAAGAGGUACAACACCUACACCCAAACCCUGAGGAAGAAGAACAAGCAGCCGGUCAGGGACGUCAGAGACAUCUUCGGAGUCAGCGAGUCUCCUCCAAAUGACUCUUGUGACAACCAUAGCCCUGGAUUGGAUGGCCCCGAGGAAGAAAAGGAGCUGGCAGAAGUUAUCAAAACAAAUGGUCCUCAGCCAGAUGGUGCUUCGCUCAGCAGUGCCACCCUGUCUGAUGUGUCCCAGGAUGAAGAAGGGAGUUUUGUAGACCUCAGGAGUGGCCCCAUGCAGUCUAUACUUGCAGCUAUUCCAGAUGCCCCAGUUCACACCAAUGGCUCUGCAGACGCUGGGCAGACUGUUCAGAGUACACUGUGUGACAAUGAUUAUCUGGAAAAGGACAUCCCUCCAGAGGCUGAGAAGCUGUCCUUUGACAUAUCUUACUCGGAAAUGGUGACAGAGGCUCCGAAAAGAAAACAACUGAAGAAGUCAGAUGUUAAGAAAGAAGAUCAUGUUUUAACGAAAUUUAUCGUUCAGAAAACCAGACUUGGAUUAACCGAGGCAGGAGACCUGUCUGCCGAAGACAUGAAGAAAAUCCGCCAUCUCUCUCUGAUUGAACUGACUGCCUUUUUUGAUGCCUUUGGAAUUCAACUGAAAAGAAACAAAACAGAGAGAGUAAAAGGACGAGAUAGCGGGAUUUUUGGAGUUCCGCUUGCAGUCCUCCUGGACAAUGACCGUAAGAAAGACCCUGCGGUGAAGGUUCCCCUUGUGUUACAAAAAUUUUUUGAGAAAGUUGAAGAAUCAGGUCUGGAAUCUGAAGGAAUUUUUCGACUUUCAGGAUGUACUGCCAAAGUCAAGCAAUACCGUGAAGAACUGGAUGCCAAGUUUAAUGCUGAUAAAUUUCGGUGGGACAAAAUGUGCCAUAGAGAAGCCGCUGUGAUGCUGAAAGCAUUCUUCAGAGAACUCCCGACCUCUCUUUUCCCUGUGGAAUAUAUACCUGCCUUCAUUACCCUCAUGGAAAGAGGAUAUCACAUCAAAGUGCAGUUUCAAGCCUUACACCUCAUGGUCAUGGCACUACCUGAUGCCAACAGAGACACAGCCCAGGCUCUGAUGACAUUCUUCAACAAAGUGAUUGCCAAUGAGUCAAAAAACCGCAUGAGCAUAUGGAACAUUUCCACUGUGAUGGCACCAAACCUGUUCUUCAGCAGAAGCAAGCACUCUGACUGUGAAGAACUGCGGCUAGCCAACACUGCAGCCCACAUCAUCCGCCUGAUGCUGAAGCACCAGAAAAUUCUAUGGAAGGUUCCAUCUUUCUUAAUCACACAAGUGAGAAGAAUGAAUGAAGCCACCAUGUUGUUGAAGAAACAGCUCCCAAGUAUGAAAAAACUUCUCAGGAGGAAAACCAUAGAGCGUGAGGUUACCAGCCCCAAGACCUCAAAGGUACUACAAAAAUCACCCUCUGCAAGAAGAAUGUCUGACGUUCCAGAAGGUGUCAUACGGGUCCAUGCUCCACUUUUCUCCAAGGUGUCCAUGGCUAUUCAGCUGACCAGUCAGACCAAAGCCAAAGAUAUACUGGCAAAAUUUCAGUAUGAAAACAGUCAUAGUUCAUCGGAAUGCAUUAAGAUGCAGAACCAAAGAUUAUAUGAAGUUGGGGGAAAUAUAGGACAACACUGCUUGGAUCCCGAUGCAUACAUAUUGGAUGUGUACCAUGUAAAUCCUCAUGCAGAAUGGGUGAUUAAGCCCCAGUCAAGUCUUUGAACUAUGCCCAAGAUGGCUACUACCUUGUAUUAUAUGCCAAGAAGACCCACCAUUUUCUGGGGGAAAACCUCACUGCUUUGACAUGUUCGCUCCUGUAAUCCCCUCCGUGGUUCUCUGGAGGAUGAGGUAGUCAGGUUGGACAGCAUGAAUUGUGAGAGAGGAGCGGGCUCACCAUUGGAGCUGAACUGUCUCACGAUACUUCCUUGAGAAGAAGAAAGAACGUGUGACCCUCCCAUAAGAAAGGCCAUUGUCAGAUUGUGGACCUCAAAUUAUUUCUACUAUUGUGACUUGCGGAAGCAAUGUACUUGGCCCCAUCUGGGGGUAUAGGCGACACUUGUAAAGUGAAACAUGCAUUAUUUAUGCUCCGAUUUACUCCAGAAUUGGAAGAGGAAGUUCCCUCUCAAGCAACUGUGCUGAUGCCCAUGUCACGCUGCAUGGUGACUUCUGGCAUCCUGGUGCAAAUGAACUUUUCUCUGCUGAACUUUUCUCUAUGAUUGAGUGUUGAGACUUGAUAUUGUGUAGCCUCUUGUCUGCGGGCACAGGUUCCCGUGGCGAAGCUGUUUGGCAGUGGGCAUUUUCUGCUUUGGUAGGUCAGCUUUCCCAUCAUGGUGCUCAACAAAUACCCUUUCUCAUGUCAGGCACUGAUUUCCCUUUCAAACCAAACAUAUCAUUUGUUGUUGUUUUUGUUGUCUUGUUUUUUUACAUUUUACAACUAUAGGCAAUCUUUUUUUUCAGCCUCUACUGAAAAUAUAGAACUGAGAAGACCAUUAGAUCCAAAUUUCACAUAAGCCACAAAAGCAGACUGUGCUUGUUUAUGAACCAGUCUGUAGAAAUAGACACAUGCUGUGGACUAUCUCUCUUUCAGUGUCUUGCAGAACUGUAUUCCACACCUCAUUCGCCCAGAGCACACAGUCCUUGUGUUUCUAAUUUAGAAAAAAUCUAGAAUUGUGCUGAGGGACUAUAAAGGUCUGCCUUUCAUUUGAGAUUGUGGUAAGUGUCCUUCUAGGGCUGGAAACAGGGACAAAGUCCUCAUUUGUCACAGACAUGUAUCUACAUGUAUCAGAGUCCUUAGACUGAAAUUUUGAUAGAUUUAUAUAAGUUUUAGUAACAGCUGAGAUCCAAAUGACUCUCACUUGCAAUUCAGACAAUGUUGAAUCAAAUGCAGGAAACAUUUAUUUAUAUAUCAAACCUCAAAAUACGUGAUAAUAUUUUAAGUGCGUACAUAGACGAAAUCUUUUAUAUGCUAUAUUAUGCCUUGGUACUCCAGCAAAAUAUAAUUUGUGUACCUCAGGCAGAUGAUUUUUAUUUCUGAUCUUUAAGAUUUUGUUAUACCCUUCUAGGAAACACAACAAUCUGUUGGCUUGAUUGAUCUGACAAUUUCUUUUUGUGGAAAACCCAUUAGAAUCUAAACAUGCAAUUCUUAAAUUUAUAUUUGUUCCAGCAUAUCAUCAACUUCAAGUAUGGAUAAUCAAAGGUGUGCAUGUUUACAUAAUGAAUUUGCAGAGUCUGAAAUAUCUUUUAUCAUUUUACAAGGCAGGCAGCAGGAGUAAACACUCCCUUAUAUAGCUUCCAGGUAAGACGUAAGAUGGGGGAAGGGAAGCCCACAUGCUGAAGAAGUUCCUUUGGACCUCUUGCACUUCUGUAAAUACGUGAAAACUGACAGGUCUUUCAGUGUUCCCUCUCAUUAGAAUAGCUAGAUUCUGUUGUUUCUAUAUAGAAAGUUCACACAGUUACUCAUUUUUUGUUUCCAUUUAUUUUGACUGAGGACACAGAAGAACUACUACAUAUUAGUCCUAACGGUUUUGAGAGUUAGUCCUGCUAAGUGCCAGUCUUCAGUAAGUGCCUGGUAAAGUACAGUGAGUCUUUGGAGUUCUUAUCCACUUUUAUGUGGCUUUAGAUGCAAAGACUUAGCCAAGUCCAUCUCUUCAAAUUAACCACUCCAGUUUUUUUUUAAGAAUGUGACAAAUUUCAAGUAUCUACACAGUGAGGAAGAGGAUGUUGAUAUCAAGGUCAUUGGAUUUAACUUUUAUUCUGAGUCACAAAAGAAUUUUGGUAGAUAUGCAGGCUAGUAUUUAUGUGGUUGGGGAGGGUUUUUAAAUUAAUCUUAUUUGUUUAAAGAAAAAAAAAAAGCAGAUCCUACAAUUACAUUCAAAAUUGCCUGUCACCUAAGUAUUGAAAGAACUUUUGCCGUACAGGGUUGUUUUUAAAAGUUCAGUAACCAACCUUUUAAACAGAAUAGUGUAUUUACACACAGAAGAAGCCUGGAUACCUGGCGUUGGAAGUACCGUUCCUCCUGUCUCACCCUCACCCCACCUCAAGUGCGCUUUGUACAUUGCUGGGAAAAUAGCAUCCUUCAGGAUAGUAUUAAAGGAAAUUGCCUUUUUUUUUAAGGAACACACAUUCAGGAAAAUUCCUAGAACUGGCUCAUUUUUCCUCCAUUCUUCAAAAGAAGAUCCCUUUGUUAAGCAGCUGGGCUUGGGAGAUGAUUCUUGGAGUCAGUGUUCGUUGACCAAGCUGGACGGUUGAUUCCUUACCAUGUGUAUACAGUACAAACUACCUCACUAGCCUUUCUUGGGGAAAAAAUAAUCUAAAGGACUUUAACCACUUUUUGUUGCAGACUGUCCCUGAGGUUUUAUUUAAGUCAUUGCAGUUAACUUUCAAUGUACAUUUUGAUCAUUUACAUUUAAUGAUAUGAAGUACUUUUAGAAAAGUUUUAAAAUACAAAUACUCUGGAAGUAUGAUCUCUGGUGUGCUGGGGGAGAACUCCUGUCUGUUCCUUAGUGAAUGUUUGACCAUAUGGAGAUACAGGCUGCUCUGGAGUGAGCAUUUGCAACUGCCAUCCAUGUAUUUCACCUGACUGAAAAGUAACAUGAGAUUAAUAUGUUCUUUCUUCUAGCAAGCAUAUUUCAACUCCUGUUCAUGUGUGUCUGACUUGCCUGAAAAAGAAUAUAUGUUAGGGUAUUAAACACUACCCUUGACAGACAUUUUUGAACUAUUUUACAUAAAUAUGUCACUUAAUAAAAAUAUUAUGACAUAUUAAACUGGAUUUUAUUUACAAGCAGUUCACAGUUUUACACAUACACACACACACACACCUAAUUUAAAACUAGUAUCCUUCAGCAUUUCCCAACGAUUCUCUAAAGUUAUAUAGUUUGGUUAAAAAAAAAUGUCACUAGAAAUGCCAAAGUUCUUGUAUAUUUCUCCCAGAAGUUAAAAUAUUGAGUCUUUUGUCCCAUCAGCUUUCAUUAAGUCAAAGUGUAUGCUGUAUUUUAUCCAUAAAAAUAAAGAGAAAAAUAGCAA